Messenger RNA from Ipomoea nil (Japanese morning glory), 2368 nucleotides. Its product is annotated as protein VARIATION IN COMPOUND TRIGGERED ROOT growth response-like. Gene Ontology annotation, biological process: defense response. The transcript has 5 exons. NCBI's taxonomy places the organism in Eukaryota, Viridiplantae, Streptophyta, Magnoliopsida, Solanales, Convolvulaceae. Gene Ontology annotation, molecular function: protein binding. Bases 484 to 2322 code for a protein of 612 amino acids. The record is from RefSeq and is a predicted model, not a curated record.
UCAUACUUAUUUUAUUUCCUCUUUCCCCUUGAGCUUUCUUUCGUACUUUUACAUCUAUAAAUUCGAUCAGUUGCUGCCCACCACACACUAAGUAGCUUCUUCUCUCUUCACCACUCAUCUUUUAUAGAUUUCCUUUUGCUCACUUCCUAAGUCUGUCUAUGUCCAGCUCCACAAUCAACCUUGAACCUUUCGCUUGGGAAUACGAUGUGUUCUUGAGCUUCAGAGGUGAAGACACACGCAAAACAUUUACUGAUCAUCUUUAUUCUGCAUUAUGUAAUGCAGGUAUUCGAACAUACAGAGACAAAGAGGAGCUCAGAAAGGGCGAAUCUCUAGCGCUUGAACUCAUGAGAGCAAUCCAAAGUUCAAGAAUCUCUAUUAUAGUCUUCUCGAAAAAAUAUGCUUUGUCUAGGUGGUGCCUUGACGAACUGGUUCAAAUCCUCGAGUGCAAGGAGAAGGGAAAACAAUUAGUCUUUCCUAUUUUUUAUGACGUUAAGCCUUCCGAUGUGCGUAUUCAAAGUGAAAGGUACAACAUGGCCUUGGCAAAUCAUGAAGAACGUUUUGGGGGAAGUGAUAAGGUACAAAAAUGGAGAGAUGCACUCACUAAAGUUGCAAAUAUGUCAGGAUGGGAUUUGCAAGGCACUGCUAAUGGUUUCCGAGGAAAAAAUUGAUAGCUUGGGGCAUUUCUCAACCAUUGGAAUUCGAGACUUGGCGGAUAAGUGCCUGAUAAAUUGUCAUGGGCCCUGGAUUAGCAUGCAUAGCUUAAUUCGUGAUAUGGGAAGAGAAAUUAUUCGUUCAGAGUCACCCAACAAUUCAAGUGAAUUCAGCCGAUUGUGGUGUCACAAUGAUAUCAAUGAUGUGCUUACAGGACGACACAAGGGUGUAAAAAAGAUUGAAAUGAUUGUAUUAAACUCUCCAAUGGAAAAUAUAGAGUGCAAAUACAAUACAAAAGCAUUUAAAGGCAUGAAAAAUUUAAGAUUUCUUCAAAUUGAUGGAGUACACUUAGAAGGAAAUUUUAAACAUCUACCACGCAAGGCACUUAGAUAUUUGCAAUGGAAUUGGUGUCCUUUGAAAUAUAUUCCAUCAAGUUAUUUUUUUGAGAAGCUUGUGAGGUUAGAAAUGCGGGAGAGCAGCAUUAAAGAAUUUCGAGCCCCACUAAAGUAUUUUCGAUAUCUAGAGUGUUUGGAUCUGGACGGGUCUGAACUUCUCACAAGGACUCCGAACUUUAGUGGUGCUCAAAAUCUUCGUAUGGUAUCAUUUUGUGGAUGCUCAAAUUUGGAAAAGGUGCACUCUUCCAUUGGAGACUUAAGGAUGCUAGUUGAUUUAAAUUUGAGUUAUUGUAAAAGGCUGAAGAAAAUUCCAAAGAACUUUUGGCAGUUGAGAUCAGUAGAAGAUCCAUCUUCAUCAGUGUGCUAUUCAUCAAAAAUAAAAGAGCUGCUUGAAAAUUCAGAAAAGUUAACCUCACUACGAUGGUUGAGAUUGAAUGGGACCAAUAUUCGCAGCCUGCCCUCCAACAAUGAUCUAAAAGUAAUCCAAGAAUUUCCUCAUAAUCUUAUCCAUAUUGGUUUAGCGAACUGCAAAAACCUGGAAGUAGUUUCAACACUUCCUACCAGCCUUAAGGAGAUUAAUUUAAUGGGCUGCAAAAACCUAAAGAUGCUUCCAGAACUUCCUCAAAAUCUCCGAUAUCUCUGGGCUAAUAAUUGUGUGUCGCUGGAAAAAGUAAACUUACCAAAAAUGUUGAAAGAUGUGGAUCUCACGGGUUGCAAAAAGUUAAAGGAAAUUCGAGGUUGUGAGAAUACUCAAUUUUUAUGGGGAAUCAAAUUAAGAGGUGUUCCCCAUAUCAAGUUCUCAGAAAUCAUAGAGCAGGUUUUGAAAAGUUCCAAGUUGGAUUUCUUUAUUAGUUUUCAAUGUAGUCUUCCAGAUAGUGAAACUUUGAGUCGGAUAAGAUGUCAGGUAAAUGGAUCGUCAAUAUCUUUCCGAUGGACAUUAUCUAAUUUUGAAUUCGUUGGGAUUUGUAUUUGGGUGGUGCUCAAACUCUGGUCACGUAAUUGUUCAUAUUACUGCACACUUGAAAAGGAUGGUUUCAAACUCUGCUCGGGCUGCCCUGAUUGGAUCGAAUUAUUAGAAGACCAAUUAUUAGAAGGGGAAAAUAUUUCUUUUUUACAUUUCAUCCCAUGGCAUUGGUGUAAAGAUAUAAAAACAGGAGAAGUCAUCAAAAUUAUUCCCAAAACGGAAGAUGUUGAAAAAUGUAUGGUGAAGAAAAUAGGAGUUGAAGCAUUGUAUAGAGAUAGAGAUGGCUUCCUACAAUUUUUACCCCUUAAUUAAUAAACUUGGGUCCAACACUAGAGAAAAGAGAAACCUUUGAAGCCCA